This is a messenger RNA of Triplophysa dalaica, 7049 nucleotides long. RefSeq names its product myocardin related transcription factor Ba (gene mrtfba). The transcript has 16 exons. Gene Ontology annotation, biological process: smooth muscle cell differentiation. Lineage: Eukaryota; Metazoa; Chordata; Actinopteri; Cypriniformes; Nemacheilidae. Bases 240 to 3191 code for a protein of 983 amino acids. The record is from RefSeq and is a predicted model, not a curated record.
CAGCAGCAGCCAUCUUACUUCCUCAAAAUAAAAAAACUUCAGUCCCAAAGAAAAACAGUAUCAAUCCCUGUGUACAUGGGGGAUCAAAUCAAAGACAACCAUGGAGUAUAAAACCAAGAUCCCGAGACAGAUACAAACGAGACACAACCAUAGGGAUUAAGAGCGUGAACUGAGGAGCUUUCUUUGACUGCAACUCCUGCUGAUCUCCAGGAAGACCUUUGACUCCUCGCUGAGGAGACAUGGAGGACCAAGGGGAUGCUGGGAUUGGGGGUUUGUUGGCACCCAGUCCACAAAGUGAAACUGUUACCCAUGAGAUGGGCGAGCUGUCCCUGCAUCCCUGCCAGAAGCUGCCCCCCCUCAGCGAGCGCAAGAACGUUCUCCAGCUCCGGCUGCAGCAGAGACGUACCCGCGAGCAGCUCGUAGAUCAAGGCAUCAUGCCACCCCUGAAGAGCCCGGCAGCCUUCCACGAACAGAUCCGCAGCCUUGAGAGAGCCAGGACUGAAAAUUUCCUAAAGCACAAGAUCCGCAGCCGUCCAGAAAGGGCGGAGUUGGUACGGAUGCACAUUUUACAAGAGACUGUGGCUGAACCCUCUUUACAGGCCACGCAGCUGAAACUGAAGAGGGCUCGACUGGCCGAUGACCUUAAUGAGAAGAUCGCUCAGCGGCCGGGGCCUAUGGAGCUGGUGGAGAAGAACAUCCUGCCUGUAGACUCCAGCGUCAAGGAGGCCAUCAUUGAUGGUCAGAUGCAGUACCCCAAAAUUCUAGAAGACUACCCAAUAGAUGAGGACAGCGGGGAUGCUCUGUCACCUGAGCAGCCGGGUAGUCAAGAGUCCCAAGGUUCUGCUGCUUCACCUGGAGAUGUGCGGACUAUGGAAGAGUCUCCACCAUUGCCCUAUCACCUUUUACAUAAGUUUCCUACAGUCACAACCACUUCAACAGCUUUCCUCAAGCCUUUUUACACCAAUGGACCAAAGGUUAGCCAUCCUGUGCCCAUGCCACAGCAGCCAGUCACAUUUAUGCCCCCUGUGAAAUCCGGACCCACCCUUGUGAAGCAAAGUCAACCCAAGUUACCCGGAGAUAGGACCCGCAGCAAGAGGGGCAAGGAGUCCAAGCCACGUGUAAAAAAGUUAAAAUAUCAUCAGUACAUUCCCCCAGACCAGAAACAAGAACCCAACCAAGCCCCGAUGGACUCGUCAUACGCUCGAUUACUACAACAACAACAGCUGUUUCUGCAGCUACAGAUCCUCAGCCAACAGCAACAACAGCACUAUAACUACCAGACCAUCCUUCCUGCACCUCUUAAGCCUGUGUUAGAGGGCCAAAAUAGCGGUGCAACAAUGGCUAUCAACAGCACCAGCAACCUUCCAGCCUCCAUCAUGGUUUCUCUGCCAACAGCAACACCUGUGCGGCCUAACAGCACCCUUUCUACCCGCAAGGCUGGUGUACUACCAGCACAUCUGGAGGAGAUGAAGGUGGCAGAGCUUAAAAUGGAGUUAAAGUUACGUGGUCUUCCAGUGUCGGGAACAAAAACGGACCUUAUUGAACGGCUUAAACCUUUCCAAGAAAACACAAUCGCGUCUGCACCCAACAACUUCACCGGACCUAACACACAGCCCUCCAGCACCCCUAUGGAAUUAUCCAGUGCCACUACAACCCUCACACCCUCCCAGCAAACCACAGAAAAUAUGAGCUCUACCCCACCCGUUUCCCCUGGUUCCAUAGAGCUUCACAGGCGAGAGAAGGCAUCAAUGGAGGCACAGAUCCAUAACAGCAGCAGUACGGUGAGGAAGGCUCCUGAAGAACAGGACCGUAGGCUACACGAAAAAGAGCGUCAGAUCGAGCAGCUGCUGCACAAACUGGAGCAGGAACAGAAGCUGGUGGAGGAGCUGAAGAUGCAGCUCGAGGUGGAAAAAAGAAGCGUCGUUCCACCUUUGGAAAAUAGCAACAUUUCCAGCGUAGCCGCCAUGUUGGCUUCUGUCAAAACUGAAAGCACUGUCCCUCCCAACUGCACGUUGAAUUCACACACUACACCAACGCUGUUGAAACUUGAGGAUCCAUAUCUCCCCCAAGUCACCGCCACCUCCCUCCCCCAGUUUAUUGUCAGACAUCAAGGGGUCAUAGGACAGCCCCAGACUAUUCUUACCACUCAACACAGGGGAACGCAGUUACUUCUCCCAAUGCCCCUGGCAAAUAACACCACUACCAUCCAGCUGCCCAACACUAAUGUCAAACUACAGUCAGUCUUGCAGGCUGCUGUCUCACCGUCAGGGCAGAGCUUAAUUCAGACCCCCCAGCUGCGGCCCACCAAAGCUGAGAGUCGUUCAUCACGGCAGCUAGUCAAUCACAACCACGUAGUUCAGACUCUGGCUAUGGGCCCUAGCGAGGGGUCAGGUUUCCAACACGGUGCUAGUGAGAACCGAGCUGGCCUGGAGCUUCCUCAGUGCUUCUUGAGCUGCUCCCCAGAGCAAAGGAUCUCUCCUCAGGCAUCCCCCAUCCCACCCAUUCUUAUAAAUGGGCCACUAAAUAAGCCCCAGUCCUCCUUCCUCCAGCAGUCAUCAGCUUUCAACCAGGCACCCAAAAACAGAGAGCCGCCCCGUUACGAGGAGGCUGUCAGACAAACCCGCAGCCUACAGAACUCCACACUUUCAGAGAUUCCCACAGCAACAAGUCAACAGAUGGACGAUCUUUUUGACAUUUUAAUAGAAAGCGGAGAGAUCACCCCCUUUAGUCAACAGGACCCAUCUGUGCCUAAGAUGAUGCCUGUCACCGCCAGUGUCAUCACUCUGCCUAUCAACACCGCACUUUCCAGACCGCCCGCCCAGGUUCAGAUGGCACACCCGCCGGCCUUCAUGGAGCCCAGCCUGGCCUCCGUGGGCUCUGACAACCAGUUGGAGGCCCUGCUAGAGGGCACGCUUGUCGGGGACCCAGAACCAGAGCAGAGGACUUUGGGCCUGUUGGACGAACUGCAAAACCAGAUCCUGGAGCAGCCAAACUCCCCGAUGGACACGUGCGAGCUGAGUUUCACCGACCCGCACUUGCAUUCCUCUUCCCUCUCCUUCGGUCUGCAGGACACCAUGGACAACAUGGAGUGGCUGGACCUUACUAUGCCCGGGCCCAUAGGCGGACUCAACCCGCUGGGCAUCAACUCUGAAUUCCUGGACACUCAUGACCUGCAGCUACACUGGGACUAAGAGGAUUCUCUUUCUGUCCUGCAAAUACAUUUCUUCACUCGCACAUCUCGCCUCAAAAUACGCUGUCUGACUGCCGGUCUUGAAGUAGGCAAAAUGGGGAUUUGUUUGUGUUCUUAAAGGGACAGUUCACCACCCAAUUUUAUUUUUUCUAAGCCUUGUGUUCUUCUAACCAUGUUUGUUUCUUAAGUAUAACACGAGAGAACUUUGAUGCUGCUGUUUUUUAUUUGACUGGUUUGAUAAGGGAUUGACAUAAUUUGUAUUUUUGGGUGAACCGUCUCUUUAAGGCCCACGAUUGAGGUCGCAAUUGGGUCUUUGAUUUUCUGUGAGACAGCUUGCUGUAUACUUUGGCCCGAUUCACAUUUCCCGUGUUUUCCACGCGCAUAUUCGUUAUUUUAAAUGUAGACACGUCAGCGCUGCAUCGAGAUGGAAAAAGUUCAACUUUGCGGAGUACCCCACGGGCACCGUGGGUCAUUUGAAGAGAAAAAAAGGGCACCGCAGCUCGCGUUUUCUCUGCCGUUUUAGAUGUGAAAUCUGAAUCAGGCCUUAUGCUGUGGUUCCAUUUACCAUCUGCUCAUAUUCACAUUAAUUCUCUUGUUUGAUGGGAAUGGGCACAAAAGAGGGUACUGCUGGCUUAAUCCUGACUGUGCUCUCCUUUUCGUGCAGUACUGAGAGGGAGCUACUUGAAGCAGAUUGAAUUUUGCUUUUUUGCUCAUUUCGUGUUCGUUCACGUGCCAUUGACACCGAAUUGGUUUCGAAGGCAGUCUACAAGUAUCGCAACUAAUUUGAUCUGAGCCAAUAGUUGGCUUUGUUUGCACAAAAUUGACAAUGACCAGCCUUUCAUUGUGAGUGUCAAUAGAGGAGGAGAUUGUCAGAUUCAUCCUUAGUUGUGACAACUCAGUCAAACUACAUUUCCCAGAAUUCCCAGUUUUAGCACUGACUGCAUUAACAUCAACAGAAACCUAAUGAAGAUUAAAUUAUAUUAUAUUAUUUUAAUUAAAAAUCAAUAUUUAGACAGUGUGCCUCUCUGUGGUUCUCUCUAAGGAGAGAAUAUCGUUUGAAUGACACAUGGUUUGAGACCAGAGAUGGACUAACUCUUGUUUUGUGAAGAUGUUCUGCAAGCUUAAAUGGAAACAGCAGUCGCUGACUUGGUUUGGUUUAGGAUAUUGCAGAUAUUAUCUUUUUAGUCAUAGCCACACGAGGAAAUGACAACAUAGACCAACUUUAGCCAAAUAAAAGGAACAAUUUUGUGUUCAACAGACGAUAAGUUCUUCCACUGUUGUUAAACAGUCUGAGAUGAGUCCAGUUUGUAUAAAUACUGAGAAUAUCUUUAAAGAAAAAAGAAACUACUUGUUGGAUAUCCAACCCAUUAUUUGUGUGAAUGUGAAUUGUGAAUCAUUGUGUCUGUUUGUGUUAACGUCCGUCACAUUCACAGAAUGCUGUUUGUUUGACGUUUAAUGACUCUAUUAGUUUUGUGCGCCAUACUGUAUGUGUCUGUGUUUUUCUAUGAUUUAAUACAUGGUUAAUUUUCGCAUAGCGUACUUUCUAUUUUAAGUUCUCACUUGGUUUAUUUUUGAUGUCAUGGAACAAAAUGCUUAGAGACUAUUUUUGAGAAAUGAUGUAAUUGAAGCCGUCACAGUUCACACUAAAUACAAUGGCCUUUCUAUAUGUAUGAACUUUUGGGAGUUUUGCACUUUCCAACUGUUAGGAAAUGCAAAACACUCUGGAGUUAAGAAGCAGAAGUUGAUCGGUUUAGACGAUUAAUGCUGUUACUGACAUCACACUGCAUGUUACAUGAGAUUGGCAGCUUAACGGAUUAGUUCACACAAAAAUGUAAAUACUUUUUGUCAUUUACUCACACUUAGGUCAUUCCAAACCUGUAUGAAUUUCUUCUGUAGUACAUAAAUGAAGAUAUUUAAAAGUAUGUUGGAACCAAACAGCAUUGGUGCCCAUUGACUUCCAUUGUAUGGACACAAAACCACUGAGACAGGUUUGAACUAACAUGGGGGUGAAUUAAGGAGAAAUUUGGGUGAACUAUGCCUUUAUAUUGUUUUUUGAGGACGUUGGAUAACAAAAUUAAUUGUUUUGUUUUUGUUUUGCUUUUCAUGAGUCAUCAUGUACUAAUGUCUAUAUGUUUGUUGAUAUGUGUGUGUGUAGAUGCAUGUUUGUUUUGUGUGAGUGUCUGUGUGUAUGCAUGUUUGUUUAUGUAUGUGUGGUCUGUUUAGUUUUUUUUGUUCUGGAUAGAGUCCCAAAAGAAAAAUGCGUACAGACCUUCCAAAUGAAAUAUCUGUAUAAAUGAAAUAUCUUUGCAGCAUGUGAAUAAUCGACUUGAUGUAACAUCUUUCAGAAGAGCACAAUCCUUUUGUCAUAUUUUUUUCUGUUUGUUGUAUUACAUCUGUACUUAUUUUUCUUGUGCUAUCUUUAGCCACCUCAUGGAAAAUUGUACCGUUUUAUUUCCUGCUCAGGAUUUAUUUUUAACAUUCACUUUCCUUUAAAGGGAUAGUUUCCCACUGAAAAAAUGCUGUCAUAAUUCCCCCACCCCAGAUUGUUCCAAACCUGUCUAAAUGUAUUCAUUCUGCUGAACACAAAGGAAGAUAAUUGGAAGAAUGUCAGUAACCAAACAGAUCUCAUCCCGCAUGGACUCCCAAAGUAGGGAAAAUAAAUACUACGGAAGUCAAUGGGGGAUGAGAUCUGUUUGAAUACUGACCAAACAUCUUCCUUUGGGUUUAGCAGAACGCAUACAUUUUUACAGGUUUGGAAUAAUCUGACCGUGAGUACACGAUAACAGAAUUAAUUUUUUUUGGUGAACUAUCCCUUAAUGCAAGGAAAUACAUGUUCCCUGCCACUCACAUCCAUAUGUGCAAGUUAUGUUCGAUCCAAAGGAAAAUUGAUCCGAUUGUGUCGAUUUAUAUUCUGUUUGUACAGCACUUUCAUGCCGCAGUGAUGAACGGUUCCUCAUAGAUCAAUCGCACAGCAUCAAAGCACCUUUACAGAUGAGCUUUUAUAAAAACUUUUAUCAGCGGUUUUGCUUCUGUCGUCUGUCUGUCGUCUUCAGCUCAGAGGCCUGAGAAUUCAUCGGCUGUGUUUUAAGGCUUUGUACUGUUUGUUCUGCAUAUUGCCCAAAUUGUGGCCUCUCCAGAAAAGAUAAAAUGCCACGUGUACUGUAGCGUUAAGGACAGAUCUAGAUCUAGUUGAAAACACACACGUCCGUUUGAAGCCUGGUGUAAUAUAUCAUGUACACCAAUGAAAUCUCAGAUAAGUGAAAAAUAUUGAUACACCGGCCCUACUAGUGUUUUAGGGCUUUAAUGGCAUUCAAACUAAACGGUUACCAAAGAGGCCAAAUCUUGUACUUUACUGUAAUUUUGGGUGGUUGAGACCUGAUUAAUAAUAAUUAAGUCUGAUGAAUUUUGUGAGAACUUUGUUUCUUCUGGUGAGACAAAAAGAGGAAUUGUGUCGCUAUAAUGCUCAAAGCAAUAAGUCAACAGACUUGUGUUUUAUACACAGUGCUGUAUUGUACACGGUAUAUGCAGUUGAUCAGAUAUCAAAGCAUCAACUUGGACUUACAUCACUUAUUUGCAUGGAUGUUUGUUUUAGCUGAGAACUGCAAACUUCUGCAACGCUCAGCUCCUGUCAAGCUUAAGCAUAAGUUCUUUCUAGCCCUUCCUUCAACAAUGUCUGCUUGACUCAUCUAUAUAACUGUCAUGCCCUUUUUAAGAAUAUUAAUGUAUAUUAUGUAUCAGUGGUGAUGACACUGGCGAUAUUUACUGAACAUCCCACAAAGCGGGUGAUCAAUCAUCAUUUGUAUCCCAUUUGCACAUUGUGUAUAUAUGAAUGGAUGUAAUACAUAUUUUUAUACAUGUU